Molecule: messenger RNA, 6395 nt
Organism: Venturia canescens
Lineage: Eukaryota; Metazoa; Arthropoda; Insecta; Hymenoptera; Ichneumonidae
Gene: chif
Product: chiffon
Exons: 7
Coding region: 457-5352 (1631 amino acids)
Biological process (GO): regulation of cell cycle phase transition; positive regulation of nuclear cell cycle DNA replication
Cellular component (GO): Dbf4-dependent protein kinase complex
Molecular function (GO): protein serine/threonine kinase activator activity; nucleic acid binding; zinc ion binding
Source: RefSeq, a predicted model, not a curated record
AUGGUGUUCAUGGUUGAAUGAAGUUUUGUUACGCGAGAGAAACGAGAAACGAGCUCCAGGUCGAAAAAGAGCUUUUAUCAUCGGUUUAUCCGUUUAUAGGUGACCCGAUCUCAUCUACGGAUGAGUCUAAAUCCAGUGUUUAUAUAUUUAUUUUAUUUUAUUUUUUCAUUAUAUUUGCCUCUCUGAUCUCGAGAAAUGAUCAUUGUUGUGUGUGCGCGCGCGUGUAUUUGUGAAUUUACUAACGGGAAUUCACGCAUGAUGUAGUAGUGGACAAAAAAACGCGCGAGACAGUGAGCACAACAAAAAUAAUUGACAAAUGAGCUUGCAAUGUGAUACGCUAAUGAGAAUGGGAAGCUUCCACUCUGCGGACGAUUACUUUUACUACAAUACAUCAUUAUUACGAUCAUUAUUAGAAAUAACGUUGUUGAGUUGUACUCGGUGUUGUAUAGCAUAGGAAUGAUAUCUCCGUCUAAGGUCAAGCAUCAGCAGCACAAGCAACCGUCACGGGACAUCUCGGACAUCCACUCUCAUGUCCGUUUGCAAAGAGGACGCAAACCGCUGGAAAAAAAAUCUUUCUAUCUGGAUAUAAAAAACCACAGACUUUUAGCGAGCUUGGAAGAAAAAAUCAAAGUCUUGGGUGGGGUGAUAGAAUUAUUUUUAGUGAAAAGUGUGACACUGGUGGUGAGCGAUAGAGCGGACAAGUUUGGUCAAAACAGCUGUGAUAAAAAAAAAUGGGGUUACGGCAGUGGAGAGAGCGGGGGACCCCCCUCGCUGAGGAGUAUAGAGGUCCGAACACCGAUAUCAACACCUCCAACACCUUAUGGUGGUGAAUACCCGCUAUCAAAUUCAACAAACAUCAGGAGUCAAACUGCCCACAGAUCGAAAUCGCGAGCGGAUGCAAUGUUGGAACGUGCUCUGACACAGCCGCAACAGUGUUCCGUAGAUCCGCUCAACAACGCCCAAAACUGGGGUAUACCGAUUUGGGCUCCAAAAAGACUGCAAGGCUGGCUUGAAAAGAUUUACGAAUCGCUCAAGGACUCUAGCAACUUGAAGCGCGACGUGGAUCAAUCGAAUACUGAAAAGAGUCUUAAAGUGAAGCAUCUUAAGAAUUCUUACAUAAAGUUUGAAUCCUUUAAACGGGAUACUCGACCAGUGUUUUUGGAGUUGCCAGUUUGGCCAAAGUUGAAUUUUGACGGUGAUUCGGGUACUUGUCCUUUCGAUACUCGAUUACGGGAGCAGAAAGUGUGCAAGGAAGAGACUGGAACAUUGAACAAACAAAAGGGCAAAGAAAUGACUCGUAGGCCACGCGCAGCCACAGCAACACGUGGUCGCAGGACAGAACAGCUGGUCGCUGGUUAUUGUGAAAUUUGUCGAAUCGAUUAUCGCGAUUUGUCCAAACAUUUGCAGAGCGACAAGCAUCUCGCCUUCGUCCGUAAUGACGACAACUUUUUGUCACUUGACAAUCUCAUUAAUUCAGGAGCCAGCGUUGAGGCCUUCCUCAGAGCAAAUGAAGUUGGGCAGGACUGCAACAUAUUUCCUGAUGGAGAUAAAACCCUUCACAGCGUCGACAUUGACGACGAGAAGGUGAAAAGCAACGCGAAGACGGAUUUGUCAAAUUUUUCUGUCGAAGAUAUUAAGAUGGUUCAAUGUAACGGUGCUCGACGAAAUAUCAAUUUAAAAUUGAGCUCGCCUCACAAUUUACGUACGCGAUCAAAGAAAGAGAGUGGACAUUUGUUACGUUCCAAGGGAAGUCCGUGGCACGAAGUUUCGGACAAGAAUGACAAGUUUUACGAUAAAUUGGAAGGUUUUACGAUUAAGAAACGAGCCAAGGGUACAAUAUGGAUCGAGGAGGAUGAGAAUCCGGUGAAAAAAUGUUCGAGGAUCGAGGAAAUAAAAGAGAUCGAUGGCGUCAAUGAGAAAUUGAAUAAAGCUUCGAUUACCGGAGACAACAAUUUCUCGUGCCAGAGUAAAGAAUUCCGGGAUCACAGUACGAAUAAAAAGUGUGAAUCAUUUGAAGAGCGCGUUUUGCCGAAACUCGAGAGAAAUGAUUUAGCGAUAGGCAGCGACGUUGAGAACGAUAGCAGCAGAAUAGUGAAUAUUCCACGAUUGGAGAAGGAAACGAGGAGCAACGAGGAGAUCGGCGGACGGAACGGUAUUCCAAAAGCUGAGGAUGUACGGAGAGUGAACGAGAGAAUUGCUGAUGAGUGUAAAAACGGUUUCAACGGUUUCGAGCCUGCCAAAGCGCCGGAAAGUUUUCCGGCUUCACAAUUGCCUGGCAAUUCAACCACCAACGACAUUGCAGCGACGACAACGUUAAACCACAAAUCACCUUUGCGCGAAAAUACAAAAGUCGAGGGGGGAAGCAGAGAACUUGAGAUCGUUUGCAACGGCGUAGUCGAUAAAAGUGAUAAAAUGGGACAAAAAAUUUCUAAAGAGUCAAAAGAAGAGAAACCGAAAGGUAGUAGAAUCGGUAAGAGGAGUGGUAGAGGCUUUCGCGGUAGACCGAGAUUAUCGGUUGAGGAACGUCUCAUAGAGGAUAAUCGAGCUUAUUACAAGGUUGAGGUUUUGGGCAAUAAACUGCGCUCGAGCACGGGUCCUUGGAGCGCGAGUACAACGACGAACAACGGUGCGUUGAAGAAUGCAACGGUAAACGAGGACGAGACGGCUCUGAACGCGACAACGGGGACGGGAAAAAUGGUCACUAACGAAAAUCCGGAAGUAGCGAGGCCGAACGACGAACCCUCGAGCGAAAAGCCCGUUGUCGUUCGUUUCAAGCGGGUGCGAAGAUCGGAAUUGUCACUGUUGAGCGACGAAGCUGAGUCGUUUAUGUUCGGAGAGCCAAAAAGAGACGAUGAAUCGAGCGAGGUAAGUGACGCUGAUCAGAGCAGUGUUAUGCCGAGGGAUACGGAGAGCAGCGAUUGGGACUCGAGUAAUGUUAACGCCACGAGAAAUAGUACGUUACCUAGUUCACCGGUGAAUUCCAGUUCGUCGGUGAAGCAGGAAAUCAUCGAGGAUGAUUCGCAGGAUAGCAUGUAUGCCGGAAGAGCCAGAAAAAGAAGAAGAACCCAGGCCGAAGCGUUGAUAAAGGACAACGAGGAUUAUUACAAAUUCGAAACACCAGGGAGUAGGUUAAGGUUUCAGACUCCGCUAAUGGGUCUAAAGGAACAUACCGAAAACCUCGAGAAUUCGUGUCAAUUGAAAGAACCUCAAGAGAUAAAAGGAGAAAAUGCGAAUGAAGACUCGGUACCGGUGGAAAAGCUUUAUCCGUCCAAGCCAUCGCCCGAGAUCGAGAAAAUGCAAUUUUCUUUCGAAGCUGUACCGCGCUCGGAGCCAUGGUAUCAGACUUAUCAGAGGCAAGACGAGGGUGCCGAAUUUUGGCAUUACUUCAGUGAAGCUGAUGAACGUAAACCGUUUCUUUUGCCCUACGAGAUUGAAAACUUUCACGAGAGACUAGCCAAGCUGUGUCAAAAGAGCGACACUCGAAGAAAAAAUCGUGGAAGGGGACGCAACGGCAUGGGCAGAUCGCCGCGGAAAAGUCCGCGCUGUCACGCCUCGACGCUUGCGAUAAUGUCGACGAUAAUUCGUAAACGAGAGCAGCAACAACAACCAGUUACGAAUUUGAGCGUUGUCGAGGAGGAAAGUUCACCGCGUUGCAGUAGUACGAAUCGAAACGACACGCCGAAACCUGAACAAAACAAACAGCAACAGCAGUCACAAGAACAACAGGCCCGAGAUCAAGAAAAAUCGGAUACUGACCUCGAAUUAAGGGAGAUCGCGAAGAGCAUCGAUGCGAUGCUCAGUGCCGAAACUAUCCCCGACCCUGAGGAUUCAUUCGAAGCGGUACUGCUCCAACAACAAGCGCACGAAAAAAGCCUCGAGGGUCCAACGUUGCAACCUGGGCCGCCGGCCGACCUUCUUGACUUGCUCGACAACUGUCACGAAUAUUUUAACUGCCUGGAGAACUCCUCGUGCGCGAGUUCCGAGUGCGGAGAAAUGGGCAAUAACACCGAGUCACCGUUGAAGAGAAGGAAAAAACGAAAAAACCGCACUGGCUGGCCGGGUAUUAAAAUGCGUAAAAAGAUGCAAGCCAAACAGCUCAUCGACGCUUACGUCGCAAGAGAAAGGUUGUUGGCAAAGAAAAUGAACGAAGGUAAGAGGACAAUAUUAUCGGCAGCGAGUGAAGAUACGAACGACGUUCUGCAGAGGUUGAAAGCAACGGGUGAUUCGACGACAGGAACGACCACGGAAAAGUGUGACGAAAAGGCUAAGAAUAACGAAGACACGGAAACGGAGAAGGUGGAAAACAACAGUGAAACUUCAAGCAAACGUGAAAACACAACGAGAAACACUGAAAAAUCAUUCGCCAGUGAGAUUACGGUCGUCGAGGGAGUGGAGCAAGGAACCCGAAGAAAAAGCAAGGAAAAUAGCGGCGUCGCUUUGCCUCCUCUUCAGUGCGAAACUGUGAGCGGUAGUGAGGAGAGUUCGUUGUUGCACAACGAGGAAAGUUUAGGACGUAAAAGUGCAUCGUUGAAGAUGAACGAAACAAUUUCACUAGCAAACGACGAGAAUCAUUGUCGCUCGGAUGUAAAUAAUUCUGUUACAACGAGGCAACUCGGGACGAAAAUUGCCACGCGUAAACGUCAACGUGUACACGAUACGUCGUCCGAAAUGAUUGAUUCUCGGCUUGAAAUCGAAAACAAUGAUAACUUGUAUAUUAAUAACGUUAAUUCGACGAUAAUAUCGCGAAAAAAUUAUAAUACGACGAACGGUAUAUCAAAGAGACGUCCACCGAAAGAUAGUACAACUGCCGUGACGACGGAAGCUCAUGAUGCCGAGCACAUUAUAGACCAUCACGAUGUAACAACGUGCCAAAAGGAUUCGCUGCUCCCAAGAAAAGUCAUACGAACGAGAAAACGUCAGCGUCGCGGUGGUAGCCUCAGAAACGAGCUUGAUUACGAGGAUGAAAAUUGUAAGAACGAUACUUAUACGAGUAGCAUUAAACCGACGAGUAAAACGGACAAUGUGCGGAGUGUUAAAGGACGCAACAACGAGGCUGUCACCUCGGAAACGUUGGAUUCCGACAUCGAGUGCCCGCUUGGUGAACGCGUGAGUCCAUCGUUGUUACCAACCACUGAAUUGCAAAGCCGGCGUUCGAGCAUAGAAUUUCAACCGGUCGUUAGGAUGAUGAAAAUCGAGGAUCAAGUCGAAAUGGAUCACAGUAUUUUGUCGGUUACGGUAGCGAGUAAUCGACGCUUGAGAAGCUCCAGCUCACCGAGAUCCAACGUUCAACCUGCCGCUAAACGGUACAAAAAAUCGAAAGGUCCUUUCGGUCGAUGGAUUAAAAACAGUUGAAAUCGCCGAUAGUUACCUCUCGUUUCGUUUUUCUCCCUGCCAUGUGUUUUUUACGUUGCUGCGAUAGCACCGAUUUCCAUUGUUCCAACGAGCAAUCUCAUUCUCUCUUUUUCUUUUUUUUUUUUUUGGUCAAAGUGACGAUAAGAAAUUGUUGUAAAUCGAUUCGAUUCGUUUCGCACGAAUCGUUUUUCUCCAUUCUUGUACAAAACGAACAAAAAUGGUAUUCGUGUAACGUAGCUGCUUAGUAUUUAACACCAUUGACACGUAGAUUUUAGUAUGAAUAUUAUAAUAAUUAUUAUUAUUGUACUAAGAGAAAAUAACGUUUAUGACCGUUCGUCGAUUGUUCCGGAGACGGUUGGUGAACGAAAUUACCGAUAAACGUCGUUGUUUGUACAUUUAUUUGCGAUGCGGUCAUUGUAUUUGUGUUCCCGCGUAGAACGAAUAUCAAUUAUGCAAAAUGUGUUUUUUUUUUGUAAUAUCUAUAUCUAUAUAUAUACAGAUAUAUGUUCGUUCUUUUUUUUCUAUUUCAUUCAUCCUCAUCCAACGAAAAUGUGUAAAACCAUUUUUCUUGCUCUUCGGUGCCACCGAGUAUCGAUUUUCGAUCAUAUUCUCUUUAUAUUUAUAUAUCGAUCUGUAUAUAUGAGUAUAAAUUGCUAAAACGAUACUUGAUCAUGAGACACGAAAGUCGACGCGACAAAUAUUCCUUACAUUUAUUAUACAUUUCUUAGAGUACGCAAGACUGCAUACAGCUUUACGAUAGAUUAUUGAUACUUUCGUUCUUUAUACAGCGUAAGCUGUUUAAUUGUAUAUGUGAUGAUUGUAUUCGAAGAAAAUGGCGAAAGACGAAAGGAAUCCUACGAGGAAUCAAUUACCUCAAAAAUACACUCUGAUCCGACUUUGGAAACAAAAACGAUACACAGACCUCAGUCUCCCUCUCGUUUCUGUCUCUAUCUCAUUUUCGGUGAUUCGAAAUCGACGUUGUGGAAAGGGGAGGAAACAAAACAAAAAGAUGAAUUAUUAAAAAUACAAAUUUUCCAUAAAUA